Molecule: messenger RNA, 3278 nt
Organism: Epinephelus lanceolatus (giant grouper)
Lineage: Eukaryota; Metazoa; Chordata; Actinopteri; Perciformes; Serranidae
Gene: amigo3
Product: adhesion molecule with Ig-like domain 3
Biological process (GO): brain development
Cellular component (GO): membrane
Molecular function (GO): protein binding
Source: RefSeq, a predicted model, not a curated record
AAUAAACCAGAGAGGAGGAGAGGAAGAGGAGGAGGAGCUGGGAAAGCACCAGAGGAGGCAGACGCAGCUCACAGCUGAGCUGAGAGUCAGACAGGAAGCAGCUCGACCUGCGGCUCGCUCUCACAUCUGGAGAGGAACAACUUCUCCUGUCUGAGAGGUGUUUCCUUCUUUCUCUGAGCCUCAAAGGAGAAGAGGAAGAAGACGAGCUCACAGCUGCACGUUUCACAGAUUUCUCUUCUGCAUGAAAAUCUCUCCUCCCACUGCUGAGGGGAAAGAAGAAGGAGGAGGAGGAGGAGGAAGGGCUCUGCACAUAUCAGCCGGAGGACAGAGACACAGAGCAACGGAGCAGUGAGUGAAAGCUGUGAAGUGAAGUGGACAGGAUUCUGACUUGUUUGAGAAUCUGAUGAGAGACUCAGGGCGAGCUGUGGGCGGCAGACAGCUGCGGCCGCGAUUCACAAAACCUGACUUGGCACAAAAUCAAAGAGAUGCUACAACUAAGACGAAGCUCGCGCAUCACGAGAGGAGCCACUGAGUGAAAGUUGAAGCUUUGACUGUUUGCUCUGUUUACGUCUGGAAAAUGAGUUCCAUGUCCACAUGAAGCUGGGACGAGGCUGGCCCAGAGACAAAGUCAUCAGGAGGGGACAUCUGUGUGUGCUGGAGGUACGGAGGAGCAGUUAUGGGCUAAAUGGAUUUCCAAGAGGUGAGAGGAAGUCAUGCUGAACGCCGUGCGCCGCUGCUGCUGUCACCAUGUUUUCUCUGGACGGAAUAAAACACAUAACAAAGGAGAAUAUUUGAACAGCUUCCUGCACCUGCUCUUCUCUCCACUUUUCACAACACCUGGAUGAGUUUAAAGCCUCUGAACUCUGACUGAACUCAUCGUUCGUCUCCAUUAUCUGUGUCUAAACACUGCUGGAGACAGAGCUGGAUUUGGUUCCACCUGCUGAGCACAAAUUAUAGAGCAGAAGGAGUUUGUUUGUUUGCAGCGACACACCUGGACCUGACUGCUGGUGCCUUUUUGUUAUGUAGCCACCUCUUUUUCUUUUUUUUUUUUUGUUUGCCCUCUCCAGAUGGCUGCCGUGCUGGCAGGUGGAUGAUGCAGAUGCAGUCGCCUCAUUCCACAUUAACUGGGUUUCACAAAAUAAACGAUCAGGCCGGAGCAAGCGGGAGGCAGAAAUGAAAGCGUGCAUCACAGUGACAGUGUGUUUGUGCCCUGUAGCUUAAACACUGUGAAGGUUUCUGUCUCAGAAGUGAAGGCUUUAAACAUUUACACUGACGUAUCUGCCUGCAGCUCAGGAGGCUUCAGCUCCAAACGUAAAGAGACUGGGAGCAGAUAAACAUGAAAAACAAGUGGACAGAGUCUCACGUGUUCGUCUGUCAGUAGUUUGUGUUUGAAUGAGAUGAAUCCCACAGCAUGAAGGAUGUGAAACACACAUUUACAGAGUGUAGGGAGUAACAGAGACAAAAGCUGGGUGAUAGAGUACACACUACAAACACAUCUGGUGCCCGCGGCCUGCUGGUGGCAUCAUGCUGAAUGUUGCUGGGAGCACUGGUUUUCUGCAGGGUGUGGUGGCAGCAGCGGUUACAGCAGCAUCACCAUCAUGGUGGUCUGUCGUUGUCUUGUUAGUCUGUCUCCAGCUCCCCCAGCUGAGCCGUGUCCAGGCCACCAUCUGCCUGUCUCAGGGCUCCUCCCAGGCCGGCGGAUGUGUCUGUGCCUCAGACAUCCUCAGCUGCACCGCCCUGAGUCUGGACCAGGUCCCCAGAGAGAUGCCCGUCUCCACCGUCACUCUGGAUCUCAGCCACAACCGCAUCGUACAGCUGGACGGGGGCAGCUUUGAAGGACUUUACCGAUUGGAGACAUUACGGUUAGCGCACAACCAGCUGACCACUAUUCAUCCGGGGGCGUUUCGAAACACCUCCGGGACUCUGCUCCGACAUCUGGACCUGUCGUCCAAUCAGCUUCGUGUUUUGGGGCAGCACUACUUCCUGGAAUUGCCUGGAUUGGAGGAAUUGCUGCUGUUCAACAACCGUAUUGUCCGUGUGGAGAGCAGAGCUCUGGCUGGGCUGAGCAGCCUCCGCAAGGCCUACCUCAGUCACAACCGCCUCACUGACUUCCCCUUCUUCUCCAUCCAAGAGCACAGCCACCCUCACCUGUCCCUGCUGGACCUGUCCUCCAACCGCCUGCCCAAACUGCCCCUGGAGGACAUAUCAAACUUACCCAUCUCAGUGCAGAGAGGACUCUACCUUCACAACAACUCCCUGGUGUGUGAGUGCUCCAUGUACGGACUGUUCCGGCACUGGGAACAGAGAGACUUUGCCUCUGUGACAGACUUCAGAAAAGAGUACACCUGUCUGGUCUACGGGAUCCAGAGAGGCACCGUACGCUUCUUCCAGCACGACCGCUUCUUUGAGAAAUGCAACCUGACUGCGAUGAGUCAGGCGUUCAGAGAGCAGAACAGCAGUGUUUCAGUGAAGGCAGGGAGUCCAGUGCUGCUGCACUGCGUGACCACGCUCACCGGACAUCAUGUGACCUUUCUGUGGGUGUCACCCAAUCAGGAGUACGUGGCACCGCCGGGAAACAAUGGGUCAUUGAAAAUGUUCACCAACGGCAGCCUGGAGAUCGUGGCGGCUCGAGCUGCGGAUGCUGGGAUCUACUGGUGCAUGUCUCUGGACCAGCAGCAGCAGCGCAAUGAGACGCGGGAGGUUAACGUGACGGUGUUGCCACACCACGACGAGCCUCAUGAGUCGUUCAACACCGGAUUCACCACCCUGCUGGGCUGCGUGGUGAGCCUGGUGCUGGUCCUCAUGUACCUGUACCUGACGCCCUGCCGCUGCCCUCCCUGCCCUAAAGUCCUGACCACAGCCACCGCCACCCCGAGCCAGGGGAACGAGGCCGGGGCGGGCAGCGCCCAGUCCUCCAUCCUCACCCCCACCCCACCGGCGACCACUGAGGGACCGGGCCGCAAGGUCAGUACCAACAAGCAUGUGGUCUUUCUGGAGCCAAUCAGAGAGCAGCAGAACGGCAGACUCAGGGCGGGGCCGGCAGGACAUUUGGGUCCGGGUUUAUUACUAGAGGCAGAGCAGCACUCAAACCGCAACCAGUCUCAACAGAGGGCGGGGGAGACAGACUCCAUCAUGUCCAUGUUCUCAGACACUCCCAUCAUGUUGCCAUAGCAACGGGACUAACAGAGACAGAGACACAGACUGGCACCAUCAUCACCUGUCACUUCCUCCUCUGCUUCUCCGUUACCCCCAGACCCCCUCCCACUGCACCCACUACC